Messenger RNA from Nicotiana tabacum (common tobacco), 2704 nucleotides. RefSeq names its product protein transport protein SEC23 G-like. Lineage: Eukaryota; Viridiplantae; Streptophyta; Magnoliopsida; Solanales; Solanaceae. The record is from RefSeq and is a predicted model, not a curated record. Gene Ontology annotation, molecular function: zinc ion binding; GTPase activator activity. Gene Ontology annotation, biological process: COPII-coated vesicle cargo loading; COPII-coated vesicle budding; intracellular protein transport. Gene Ontology annotation, cellular component: COPII vesicle coat; endoplasmic reticulum exit site.
CAUCUGUCACGUGACUUUAUGACGUGUUCACACACUUUCACUAUCAGAAGAAUCUUUCUUUUUCCCCGUUAAAUUCAUUCCUUCACUCGGCGGCCCACCUUUUUCCUUUCUCCGUUGGCCGUCCGACGGAAUCUCUCUUAAAACCCUAAAUUAUGUAAACUAACUACCCUAAAUUUUCCCUUCAAAUUUCAAUAUAUCCCUAAAUUAAUUCCAUUUUCCCAUGGAUUUCGUGGAACUGGAGGCAAUUGAAGGUCUCCGGUGGUCAUGGAAUUCAUGGCCAAUUUCAAAAUCCGAAUCCUCAGCCCUAAUUAUCCCUUUAUCAAUUAUGUGCAAUCCGUUAAUGCAAUUUAACGAACUCCCUAUACUUAAUUACGAUCCCGUUACUUGCUCUCAAUGCGGCGCCGUUUUAAACCCUUACGCCCGUGUUGAUUACGCUUCGCGAAUCUGGAAUUGCCCGUUUUGUUACCGGAAAAACCCGUUCCCGAGAUCGUAUCUCGGAAUUAACGAAAAUAAUGUGCCAGCUGAGCUUUUUCCGACGUAUAGUACUGUUGAAUAUCAUUUGGGUAAAAAGGGUUUGACCCAAAACCCGAAUUCGAGCUCUAAUUUUGGGAAUGUGUCGAUGUUAUCGAAAAUGCCUUCAUUUUCGGGCUUGGAUUGGGCGGGUUAUGGGCUUGGCCCGGCAUUUGUGUUUGUUGUGGAUGCUUGUACUUGUGAUGAGGAGCUUAGGGUGGUGAAAAAUGAGCUACUUCAUGUAAUUGCUCAAUUGCCUGAAACUGCAUUGGUUGGGUUGGUGGUUUUUGAUUCAAUGGUUAGAGUUCAUGAUCUCGGCUUUGGAGAGUGCUGUAGGGUUGUGAUGUUUCACGGUGAGCGUGAGCUUUCUUCGGAGCAGACCAAGCAACUCCUGGGUAUUCAUCAUGUGAAGUACCAAGCAGGAAAAGUACCUAUGGCUCCAAAACAGGGAUUCCUAAUACCACUAUCAGAAGGGGAGUUCAGCAUCACAUCAGCCAUUGAAGAUAUCCAAUCAUCAGCGCAGGUUAUGCAAGGGCAUAGACCUUUUCGGGCUACUGGAGUAGCAGUAUCAGUUGCUGUUGGACUAUUAGAAGGAUGCUUGGUCUCUGCAGGUUCGCGUAUCAUGCUCUUCACCUCAGGGCCAGCAACAAUUGGCCCAGGGAUGAUCGUAAGCUCUGAUCUUGGUAAUGCCAUGAGGAAUCAUCGAGACAUUGGUAAUAGUUAUGCUGCUUACUACAAGAAGUCCAGUGAAUUCUAUAAGCAAAUAUCAAGAAGAUUGUCUAAUUCAUCCAUUGCACUUGAUCUCUUUGCUUGUUCAUUGGAUCAAAUUGGAGCAGCUGAGCUUAGAGCUCCAGUUGAAAGCUCAGGGGGAUUCAUGAUGUUAACAGAGUCAUUUGACUCGGACCAGUUCAGAAAGUGUUUACGUCACAUAUUUAGCCAUGACGAGGCUGGUAAUUUGAAAAUGUGCCUUGAUGCAACUAUAGAGAUAGUAACAACAAAGGAUGUUAAAAUUUGUGGGGCCCUUGGUCCAUGUGUUUCUCUUCAGAAGAAGAAUGGUUCUGUCAGUGACAAGGAAAUUGGCGAGGGAGGUACCUAUACAUGGAAAUUGGGGGCACUUACUAACAAGACGUGCAUUGCCUUCUUUUUUGAAGUAGGGGAUGAACAGAAAGCCCAGCCUAGCUCUGCAUUUUUCAUACAGUUCAUAACGCACUAUAGAUAUGGAAGCACAGGAAUUCGGAAGAGGGUGACCACUGCUGCAAGAAGGUGGGUUGGGAACCACUCUCCGGAAAUUGCUGCUGGCUUUGAUCAAGAAGCAGCAGCUUCAGUGAUGGCUAGGCUUGCCAUUCAUAGAGCAGAGAGCAAUUUUUCUAAAGAUGUUGUGCGGUGGCUAGAUAAAUGUUUGAUACGUUUUGCUUCAAAGUUUGGGGAUUAUAUCCAGGAAGACACCUCAUCGUUUCGUCUUGCGACUAAUUUAUCUCUUUUCCCACAGUUCAUGUAUUAUUUAAGGAGGUCUCAGUUUAUUGAUGUCUUCAACAGCACUCCAGACGAGACUGCUUUUUUCCGUCUGUUGUUGAACCGUGAGGGGGUAGUUGGCUCACUUAUUAUGGUCCAGCCAACCCUUUUCCAGUAUUCAUUCGAGGGUCCCCCUAUUCCAGUUCUUUUGGACAUCUGCUCCGUCUCUCCGGAUGUUAUCUUGCUCUUUGACUCCUACUUCUAUGUGGUUAUUCAUUAUGGCUCUAAGAUUGUACAAUGGCGUAAACUUGGCUAUGAGAAGGAUCCAAGCCACGACAGUUUCCGCAAACUGUUAGAAGCUCCAGAGAUUGAUGCAGAGCAACUGGUAUCGGAGAGGAUUCCUGUGCCAAAGCUUAUAAAGUGUGAUCAGCAUAGUAGUCAGGCGAGGUUUCUCCUUGCCAAGUUGAAUCCAUCAGUUACACACAACUCAACAUACACAGAAGGCAAAGAGCUUAUAUUUACGGAAGAACUGAGCCUACAAGUUUUUAUUGAGCACUUGCAAGCUUUAGCAGUGCAGGGUUGAUUUUGAGUGUUGUAUAGAGAGAGUUAGUUGUUCUAGUAGUUAUACAGAAGCAUUGUUGUACAUUAGAAGUUAGAACCAAGCUAAAAUGUAUCUUCGGCAUUUUGAUGUUUUUUUUUCUUUUGGUGAAAAGAAAAGUAGCAUUUCCCACUGCCUUGCGUA